AUGGAUGCUCAGAGUUCAGCCAAAGUCAACACAAGAAAGAGGAGGAAAGAGGUACCUGGACCCAAUGGGGCAACAGAAGAAGAUGGAAUUUCUUCAAAAAUGCCACGCUGUGCAAUUGGCUUACAGCAGCCAGCUCCUUUUUCUGAUGAAAUUGAAGUAGACUUUAGUAAGCCCUAUGUCAGGGUAACUAUGGAAGAAGCCAGCAGAGGAACUCCUUGUGACCGUCCUGUGAGAGUUUAUGCAGAUGGAAUAUUUGACUUAUUUCACUGUGGUCAUGCCCGGGCUCUGAUGCAAGCAAAGAACCUUUUCCCUAAUACAUACCUUAUUGUAGGAGUUUGCAGUGAUGAGCUCACACACAACUUCAAAGGCUUCACAGUGAUGAAUGAAAAUGAGCGCUACGAUGCCGUGCAGCACUGCCGCUAUGUGGAUGAGGUGGUGAGGAAUGCCCCCUGGACCCUCACGCCAGAGUUCCUCGCGGAACACCGGAUUGAUUUCGUAGCCCAUGAUGACAUUCCUUAUUCUUCUGCUGGGAGUGAUGAUGUUUAUAAGCACAUUAAGGAAGCAGGCAUGUUUGCUCCAACACAGAGGACAGAAGGUAUCUCAACAUCAGACAUCAUCACUCGAAUUGUCCGGGACUAUGAUGUGUACGCCAGACGGAACCUACAGAGGGGCUACACGGCAAAGGAGCUCAAUGUCAGCUUUAUCAAUGAGAAGAAAUACCACUUACAGGAGCGGGUUGACAAAGUAAAGAAGAAAGUGAAAGAUGUGGAGGAGAAGUCAAAAGAAUUUGUUCAGAAGGUUGAAGAAAAAAGCAUUGACCUCAUUCAGAAAUGGGAGGAGAAAUCCCGAGAAUUCAUUGGAAGUUUCCUGGAAAUGUUUGGUCCAGAAGGAGCACUGAAACAUAUGCUGAAAGAGGGGAAAGGCCGGAUGCUGCAGGCCAUCAGUCCAAAGCAGAGUCCCAGCAGCAGCCCCACUCGGGAACGCUCCCCCUCCCCGUCUUUCCGAUGGCCCUUCUCUGGCAAGACUUCCCCGCCAUCCUCCCCAGCAAACCUCUCCAGGCACAAGGCUGCAACCUAUGACAUCAGUGAGGACGAAGAAGACUAA
Messenger RNA from Puma concolor (puma), 1104 nucleotides. RefSeq names its product phosphate cytidylyltransferase 1A, choline (gene PCYT1A). Gene Ontology annotation, cellular component: endoplasmic reticulum. Gene Ontology annotation, molecular function: choline-phosphate cytidylyltransferase activity; phosphatidylcholine binding. Gene Ontology annotation, biological process: CDP-choline pathway. NCBI's taxonomy places the organism in Eukaryota, Metazoa, Chordata, Mammalia, Carnivora, Felidae. The record is from RefSeq and is a predicted model, not a curated record.